Frankliniella occidentalis (western flower thrips) is the source of this 927-nucleotide messenger RNA. Its product is annotated as coiled-coil domain-containing protein 8-like. The record is from RefSeq and is a predicted model, not a curated record. Lineage: Eukaryota; Metazoa; Arthropoda; Insecta; Thysanoptera; Thripidae. The coding region runs from base 131 to 847 and encodes 238 amino acids. The transcript is spliced from 3 exons.
UCAAUUUUUUCCCGCAAAGGUCGCCGGCACCCGUCUUGUAUAAAAGCCGGGCAGCGCCUGGAGUAGGCACUUAGUCGUCUGGUUCCCUUUGUUGGAGCCACUCCCAACACCCUCUUCUCUCCUCACUACGAUGGUGCCCAUGAAGACCGUGGUGCUGGCGGCGCUGCUGAUGGCAUGCGCCCUGUGUGUCCUGGCUGACGACCAAGAUGGCAACGGGGGCGGCGGGUCGGCGGCUACGCUGGACAGGUCCAAGAAGCACUCGGUGUACCCUGCUCUGCGUGCUGCAGCGUACCCCGCGGCCGCCGCGGCCGCUGCCGCUGCCGGGUGGCCGUCCAACCCCUACGCCGGCGCCUACAACCCGUACACCACCGCCACCUACAACCCGUACGGUGUGAACCCCUACGCCGCCGCUGCCAACCCCUACGCCGCCGUCAACCCGUACGCCGCAGGAGCAGUCAACCCUUACGCAGCCGGCGCCGUCAACCCGUACGCUGCCGGUGCAGUCAACCCGUACGCCAGCGGCGCCGUCAACCCGUACGCCGCCGGCGCUGUGAACCCCUACGCUGCUGGCGCAGUCAACCCUUACGCCGCCGGUGCGGUCAACCCUUACGCCGCGGGCGCCGUCAACCCAGCCUACGCCGCGGGCGCCGCGUACAACCCGUACGGGGUGACGCCCGCCGGCGCGCACGCCGCCUACCCCUACGCGCCGUACGCCCGCAACGCGGCGGGCGCCGGCGGCGUCCUGCCACCCGGCCUGGCCGUCCCCGGGGCGUCCCUGCACGGCGUCGGCGCGGGCGUACCCCAAGUGCCCGGCGUCCACGUGCCGGCCAGCCCCUACUACGGCUGAGGGUGCACGUCGUGUGGCAGCCAGCAGCGCCGCCUACGGCGCCCGGUUCAACCAUGUGGUCCAAUAAACAGCGAUUGAGG